AUGUCUGCCUUUAAUUUUGUACAAGUUGCUGGACCAUCUGGGCAGAUGACAUGGAUUAGAGGCUGUCUAAAAUGUUUAGAUGCCAGCAAUAUUAUUGAAGUCAUUGAUAAUAGUUUGUUAUGCAUACAAAUGGAUUAUAUUGAUCUUGAUCAAAUUCAUUGGCUUGAUCGGUAUGUUCCAAUGUUUGGAGAAACUGAGUAUGAACCAAUUCAUCAAUAUCCUUCAAUUGGUAUAGGUGAACAACUUGAAGCUCUCGAAAAAGCUGUCAAAACUGGGAAGAUUAGAUAUGUUGGUCUUAGUAAUGAAACUCCAUAUGGCAUGAUGAAGUUUAUUCAGGUUGCUGAAAAUUAA
This is a messenger RNA of Arachis duranensis, 351 nucleotides long. RefSeq lists its product as uncharacterized. The record is from RefSeq and is a predicted model, not a curated record. NCBI's taxonomy places the organism in Eukaryota, Viridiplantae, Streptophyta, Magnoliopsida, Fabales, Fabaceae. Gene Ontology annotation, molecular function: oxidoreductase activity. The transcript has 4 exons. The coding region runs from base 1 to 351 and encodes 116 amino acids.